AUGGCUGAUGAUCUCGAAGAACCCUCAGGAUCUCAACCCAUUCUCCAACAAACCUCUGAACCAAAACCUUCAAUAUAUGUGUGGAUUUUCCAAGUUGUAUCCGUGUUGAUACUUUCCUCGGUGGUAAUAUGGCUAUGUCUAACUCCAAAGAGUCCCAUUUGCAUCAUCACCCACGCCUACAUUCCAGCCUUAGACGGUGGGAAUUCUACCUCUUAUCAUCCCCACAACACCUCCAUUCUCCUGAAUUUCGAGUUCUUAAACCCCAACAAAAGGAUGGGAAUCUACUACAAGGACAUCUGCAUAACAUUGUACUGCAGUGAUGCUGUCAUUGGCUCCAACUCUUUGCCGGAUUUCUAUCAAGGUUACAGAAUGACUACAGCUUAUGAAGUGCUAGUGAGUGCUGAUCGACAGUUCUGUAAAGGAAUUACAGAUGGAACAGCACCGUUAAAGGUUUGCUUGGAAAGUGUUGUCAAAUAUAAGAUAUUCAGAUCCAAGACAAAGCAUCACCGGUUAUUUAAUGAAGCUUAUUUGCGUAUCGGUUCCAAUGGGAGGAUGUCAGGAGAGAAGAAUAUAAAGCUAAUGCACCACAAGUGCAAGCUGACAAAAAAUUGA
Molecule: messenger RNA, 612 nt
Organism: Juglans regia (Persian walnut)
Lineage: Eukaryota; Viridiplantae; Streptophyta; Magnoliopsida; Fagales; Juglandaceae
Product: protein NDR1-like
Exons: 1
Coding region: 1-612 (203 amino acids)
Biological process (GO): defense response to other organism
Source: RefSeq, a predicted model, not a curated record